Molecule: messenger RNA, 3212 nt
Organism: Meriones unguiculatus (Mongolian gerbil)
Lineage: Eukaryota; Metazoa; Chordata; Mammalia; Rodentia; Muridae
Gene: Klhl30
Product: kelch like family member 30
Exons: 7
Coding region: 354-2099 (581 amino acids)
Molecular function (GO): protein binding
Source: RefSeq, a predicted model, not a curated record
AUGCUGUGGAAGAUAGGUGGCCCAGGGCUUGUGUUCUCUAUGUGGUUCUACCCUAACUCUCUGGCCUGGAGAACUUCUAGGCCUCAGCUCUCUCCCUGUACAGCAAAAGCAGCAGCUGGCUUAACCUGAGGACCUGGGGUAGAGCAGGAUGCUGGAUGCCCAAAGUGGCCUCCACACUGGCAACACCCAGUCGGUGGGCUCUUGCCGGGGUGGGGACAGCCGAUGCCCAAACAGUCAUACAAUGAAUCACCGCGGCUCUCAUGCCUUGUGUUCUUACUUAGGUGCUCAGGGAGCCCCAGGAACCACUUCCGGGAAAGAGGGUGGGCCGCAAGGGUCUCUGCCGGCUCUGCAUCAUGGUGAGGAAUGUAGACGACCUGGACUUCCAUCUGCAGACACAUGCCCAAGACACGCUGGAUGGCCUGCAGCGUCUCCGCUCCCUGCCCAAGCUGGCCGACGUCACACUGCUGGUGGGUGAGCGGGAGCUGCCCUGUCACCGCAGCCUCCUGGCACUGAGUAGCCCCUACUUCCACGCCAUGUUUGCCGGGGACUUUGCUGAAAGCUUCUCGGCGCGUGUGGAGCUUCGAGACGUAGAGCCGGCCGCGGUGGGGCAGCUGGUCGACUUCGUGUACACGGGCCGGCUCACUAUCACUCAGGCUAACGUGGAGGCACUGACCCGCACCGCGUCACGCCUUCACUUCCCCACCGUCCAGAAGGUCUGUGGCCGAUACCUCCAGCAGCAGUUAGACGCCACCAACUGCCUGGGCAUCUGCGAGUUUGGGGAACAGCAGGGGCUGUUGGGCGUGGCCGCCAAAGCCUGGGCCUUCUUGCGGGAGAACUUUGAGGCGGUGGCCCAAGAGGACGAGUUCCUGCAGCUGCCCAGAGACCGGCUGGCCACCUGUCUGGCCAGUGACCUGCUGCAGGUGCAGCCCGAGCAGAGCCGGCUGGAGGCCCUGCUGCGCUGGGUGCGCCAUGACCCUCAGGAACGGGCUGCCCACCUGCCUGAGCUCCUCAGCCUGGUGCACUUGGAUGCUGUGCCAAGGCCCUGCGUGCAACAGUUGCUGGCCACAGAGCCACUGAUCCAGGAGUCAGAAGCGUGUCAGGAAGCCCUGUCCCAGGGUCACAGUGCGGAGCUUCCUGGUCUCCUGCAGAAGAUGCAAGAGGUGCUGGUGGUCGUAGGAGGGCGAGCCCUGGAGGAGGACGAAGAGGGUGGUGAGGAACCCAGCCCCCACACUGGGAACUUCGCCUUCUACAACACUAAGGCCAGGCAGUGGAUGGCGCUCCCGGACUUCCCCGAUUACCACAAAUGGGGCUUCUCCCUGGCAGCACUCAACAAUGAUGUCUAUGUCACAGGUGGCUCCCGGGGCACCAAAACAGACACCUGGUCGACCACCCACGCCUGGUGCUUCCCGCUGAAGGAAGCUACCUGGAAGCCUGUGGCGCCCAUGCUGAAGGCCCGCACCAACCACGCCAGCACAGCGCUGAAUGGAGAGAUAUACGCCAUUGGCGGCACCGCUCUGGAUGCAGUAGAGGUGGAGUGCUAUGACCCCUACACGGACAGCUGGACUCCCGUCAGCCCGGCCCUCAAGUACGUCAGCAACUUCUCGGCUGCCAGCUGCCAGGGCCGCCUCUACCUGGUGGGGUCCAGCGCCUGCAAGUACAACAUGCUGGCUCUCCAGUGCUACAGCCCCGUGACAGAUGCGUGGAGUGUGAUUGCCUCGCCUUUCCUGCCCAAGUACCUGUCCUCUCCACGCUGCGCCGCCCUCAAUGGAGCCCUGUAUCUCAUCGGCGACAACACUAAGAAGGUUUACGUGUACGACCCGGGGGCCAACCUGUGGCAGAAGGUACAGUCUCAGCACAGCCUGCAUGAGAACGGAGCGCUGGUGCCCCUGGGUGAUGCGCUCUACGUGACAGGCGGCCGCUGGCAAGGCAUGGAUGGCAAUUACCAUGUGGAGAUGGAGGCCUACGACACUGUGAGGGAUGCCUGGGCCCGCCACGGCUCCCUACCCCGUCUCUGGCUCUACCAUGGGGCCUCUACUAUCUUUCUGGACGUCUCCAAGUGGACACAGCCCUUCAGCCCCAGUGCCUCUCAGGAGCAGUAGGGAGGGAGGAGCCCCGGUCGGUGCUUCAUUGUCCUGCAGAAAGGCUCCUCUUCCGCUUCACUUCUACUCACUGUGAGCUGCUGCCCCUCCAGGGCUGGGCUCGCUAUCAGAUGACAUCGCUCAGCUACUAAACUUCGCCACCAACGGUAAGGGCGAGACCCCGAUAUCACAUGGUGGGGAGAGAGCUCUGCUGUCCCUGAAGACCCCAGAGAAAGAAGCUGAGGGGCUCUGGACUGCACCCUCAGAGCAAACAGAUCUACCGCGUCCUCUCUCCCCUCUUUCCUCAGAUUUCACGUUUAUCCCACACGGGGUGGCUGGAUGACAGCCAGGGGCUCUCCCCAUCCCUAGCCUCUGCAUGUUGGUACUGUUUACAUAUGUGUUUGUGGCAUGAAGGUGGCUCUGCCCUGCCAUGGCUACCUCUGACACUAGGAAGGCAGCCCCUGAGAAGACACUAGGAAGGCAGGGGGAUGUGGUACAGGGCAGGAGACUGAGACAGUCGAGGAUCCUCUAGUGGUUCUCAACCUUCCUAAUGCUGUGACUCUUUGAAACAAUUCCUCAUGUUGUGGUGACCCCUGACCAUAAAACUGUUUUCAUUGUUACUUCCUAACUGUAAUUUUACUACUGUUAUGACUGUAAAUAUCAUAUAAUAUGCAGGAUAUCUGAUACACUCAGAUAUCUGAUAUGCAGAGUAUCUGAUACCUGAUCCCUCACCCUGGUCUUCAGGGACUUCUGGGGGUGGGCCUUGGGUGUGUCAGAAGCUUGCUUCCAGUGGUCUGCUGGGAUGGGUGAAGCUAACAUUUGAGAAGGCUUCCUGCCAGUCAUGAUAUGGUUUGGAGUGGCUCAGACCUUGGUCUCACUGAGGUGGAGUGUGGCUCGGUCCCUCCCUUCCUCCCUUCCUCCCUCAUUUACACAUGUUGUUCUUUCUCCUCAUCCUCUCCUCCAUACAAGGCAUUAGCUUUGUAACCAGACAGACAAUAAAGGACUCUCACUGUGUGUGACCGGCACUUUCUGUCUGUCAUAGACUGGUGAGGGUCUAGACUGCAGGUUGGGAGUUGGUCUGGCUAACACCAGCUGCCGUCCCACUGAGGCCUUGAGUGGCCACCAGCUCCCAGU